Messenger RNA from Closterium sp. Naga37s-1, 2886 nucleotides. NCBI's taxonomy places the organism in Eukaryota, Viridiplantae, Streptophyta, Zygnematophyceae, Desmidiales, Closteriaceae. The record is from the annotation of a GenBank genome assembly.
AUGGCGUCAGGGCACUCCCCUGCCGCGCAAAACCUGCACCCCCCAAACCUCAAAGCUCCAAACCCCAAUGCGCCCGACGCUCCUCCGCUCGACUUCCAGGGCGUGACUGCGGCGAUCGCGGCGCUAGCGGGCGCAGUGCACGCGCUGCCCGCGGAGGACGAUUUCCACUUCUACUGUAACUUCGCCGCCUUCCGCGCGCGCGUCUCCGCGCUCCGCCAGCGCGUGCGCGCGCUGCUCUCCCGCCUCGGCCCGCCUGCGCCGCCCGCCGCGUUGGCUUCCGCCGCAGGGGACCAGGAUGACGAUGACGCUGACGUGGACGACGCUUAUGAUUGGCUAGUCGACGUGCUGGAUAACCGGCUGGAGAAGGUCGACGUGGCACUUGACGAGAUGCGGAAAAAGCGGAAGAAGGCGCAACCGGAUUGGCAGGGGCUGGAGGAGGAGGAGGCGGAGCAGCGGCGGGAAGCGCUCCUGCGCGAAGCGGGGGCGUUUGGCUCCGGCCUUGCGGACGCCGCCUUUUCCGCGCCCAAGGCGGGAGGAAAGCCGCAAGCAGGCGGAAGCAUGCCGGCGGCGGAGAUUGCCACGUCAGCUAGCAGCUGGCGACGGAGCCUGCGCGGGAAGAACCGGCCGCAGGACGCGUUCGAGCCGCCUGUUGACAACUCCGACGCGCCGCUCUCGUUGCCGCGCCUCGAGUUCAUCGAGGCGAUCCGGCGCGAGGCGGAAGCGGAAAGCCCCGGAGAGGAGAGCGCGGAAGAGGAGGGGAGCGGGGGCGGGCGGGCAGGGGGAGAGUUGGAAGAAGGGGAGGAGGUGGCGGAAGGAGACGGGGGGAACGAGGGUGCGGAGGAGGAGAAGGUGCGCGGAAGGGGGGAGGGGAGAGGCAGGGGCCCUCCGCGGCUGAAGUGGAGAGCGCUGAAAGAGCGCCAUCCGUUGUGGCACCGUCUUCGCCACAUCACCUACCAGCCCUGGCAGCUCUGCCCUCCGAACCUGCCGUCCCGAGCCACCACAACCGAACCAAUCCCAGGCUCGGAACCACACCACCUACUCCCCCCCCCACCUGCCUUAGAAGACACACCCUUUGCUUAUGUGGAAACGCGCGAGCAGCUAGCAGCAAUGGCGGAGGAGAUUAAAGCUGAGAGGGAGGUGGCAGUGGAUCUCGAGAAUCACAACUACCGCUCGUUCCAGGGCUUCCUGUGCGUGCUGCAGCUCUCCACCAGGAAGAAAGACUAUGUGGUGGACGCUAUUGCUCUGAGGGGGGAGAUUGGGCCCCUGCUGGGGCCCAUGUUUGCCGACACACGCAUAGUCAAGGUGAUGCACGGGGCGGACAGCGAUGUAGUAUGGCUGCAGAGGGACUUUGGCAUUUUCAUCGCGAAUAUGUUUGACACGGGGCAGGCCUCACGUGUGCUGGGGCUAGAGCGCUUCUCCCUGGCCCACCUGCUGCAGCGCUACUGCGGUGUGACGGCCAACAAGAGCCUUCAGAUGGCGGACUGGCGCGUGCGCCCGCUGCCAGCUGACAUGCUCAAGUAUGCCCGGGAAGACACGCACUACCUGCUGUACCUGCACGACUGCCUGCGCCUCGCACUCGCUGCUUCUGCUGGUGGUGCUGGUGGUGGUGCUAGUGGUGGUGCUGCUGCUGCUGCUGCUCAGGCUGAUGGGAGGAUGGAUAAGGGGAAGGUGUUGAAGCGCAGUAGGGACGUGUGUCUGCUGCUCUACUCCAAGCCACAGCGCGCCUUCCACUCCUUCCUGCGCAACAACAGGCUGAGUACGGAGGGCUUCAGUGAGGAGCAGAUGGCCGUUCUCUCUGCGCUGUACACGUGGCGCGAUCAGACAGGCAGGGAAUACGAUGAAGGGCUGGGAUACGUCAUGCCCAAUCACCUGCUGCUCAAAGUCGCGCGUGACAUGCCCACCACCGAACGUGCUCUCCGAACCUGCCUCCGAGGUUCGGCCCCCCUUGUGGCUCGGAACGCGGCCACCAUCACCCGAAUGAUCAGCCAGAUCAAAGAUUCUGCUGACUUGGCAACGUCCACUCUAGAGUCGCCAGCUGUCGUCGCAGCACGGCAUGCUGCCACGUCAGGCAAAGACCCAUUUGCUCCUGGCACUCCUGCUGCUGCAGCUGCCGCCGCUGCGGUUGCUGCUGCUGCUACCCGUGCCGCUGCCGCCGCUGGUGUGAGUCCGCCUGGUGCUGGCGCUGCUGUCACUGCUCGUGCGGGUGGCCCUCCAGAAUCUACCAUAACUGCAUCUUCCCCGGCUGUAGCACCGGCUGUAGCAGCGGCUGUAGCGAAGGUGAAGGUGAAGAAGACAGCAGCCAAGUCCGGUUUUGGGGCUCUUCUGGGGCAGAAGCGACCAGCUAAAGCCGCUGGAGCAGCUGUAGCAGCAGGAGCAGCUGGAGCAGGGGCAGCAGGAGCAGUAGUAAAGCCCUUGCCAAAGGUACAGAAGACGGAUGGAGUUGCUGCGAAAGAAGAUUUGGCGGCACGAGUCCGGGCGGCCAUGGGGAUUGUGCCGCAGCCAAUGGGAUCGAAGGAAGCUGUUUCACGGGCAGCUGAAAGGCAUGGAACUGCGGAAGAAAAGGGGGCAGCGGCAGCUGAAGCAAGGGGAGAGGGAGGAGCAGGGGGGAAUGAGGGAGAAGCAGAGGAAGAGGGGGCAAAAGCAGGGGGAGCAGGGGGGGUUGGGGGAGCAGGAACGGUAGAGGGAGCAGGGGGCGGGCAGCAGAAGCGGCAGCGACCGGCCAAGUCUCCGGCUCAUGUGGCGGCUGCAGUGGCGGCUGCAGCAGCAGCAGCACGGGCAGCAAGGAAAGCCGGAAGCCAGACAGAGGGCGAAGGGGGUGGAAACAGUGUGGGAACAAGUGGUGGAGGGCAAGGCAUCAGCACAGUCACAGUCACAGCAGCCGGUUAA